Molecule: messenger RNA, 2568 nt
Organism: Capronia epimyces CBS 606.96
Lineage: Eukaryota; Fungi; Ascomycota; Eurotiomycetes; Chaetothyriales; Herpotrichiellaceae
Exons: 1
Coding region: 1-2568 (855 amino acids)
Source: RefSeq, a predicted model, not a curated record
AUGUCUGCAUCGCCAUGGGUAAUUACAAGCACCAAACGCAAGACCAAGUCUUUGACGCCACCAUCCCAAAAACGACCGCGACUCAACGGCAUCCAGGGCAAGUCCAGUACCAGUCGCCGGUCCCGAAACAGUCAACAGACGUUGACCCAAGCACAAUGGUUGACCCCUCCUACGAGUUUUGAGGAAGAGGACGGACAAUUUGCUGCAGAUGAGGGCGAGGGCCUGCGCCUCAGACGGGCAACAGAUUCCCGACGCACCGUGAAGAAGCGCAACUCGACUCUCACUCAGAUGGAUUUCUUCAGUUUUCCGCCUCCGGACAAUGCAGACUUUGACGAUACAUGGGUGCCACUGGUGGACGGAGGCAAUGACCCUCUUCCGCAGCUCGAUGGAACUUACGACAGCCCGAGAAGGCCGCGCAGGCAGAAAGCAGCCCCAAGUACGGCAAACACAUCGACGAAGAGGAAGAUUGCGCCCAUGCACGCAGAGAGUCAAGAAUAUAAACCUAGCACAAGGAAAAGGAAGGCAGAAGUUGAGGAUUAUGAGCCUUCAAGUUCCCGAAGACGCACCUCCAGGCGGCUGGCGUCGAGGAAUGAUGUGUUCUCUGAUCCGGUUCAGAACCUGGCUUAUUUUGAAGAGGCAUUGGGAACGAUUACGCCGAAGAACAACAAUGAUAACAACAAACCAAGAGGCACGCUAGGAUAUCCAUUGGAAAUCCAGGACUCGAACGAAACUGACGUCGACGACUUGGAUAUUGCCGGAUCAAUGCCACAAGGUCGAACACUGUUGCCGCACACACCGAAAAAGAACAGGGGAAUUGUGUUGUCAAGUCAGUCUCCUGAGAGCUUGCCUCCGAGCACGCGAAGGACCUGUCGAAAAAUAUCCGAGCCUCCAGCACCUUUUCAAAGGACACCGUUGGCCGAGCGCUCGGUGAACAUUCCACUUGGGCCGAAGUUGAAACUUUCCCCGGGCAAGUCACGUCGGGCCCCCAAGCGCUCUUUGAUGAAGACCACGAAGAAGAUUGUCACCUUGAGACUGCCCAAGCGGAGUCACCCUCGACAGCCCAAAUGUAUCGAAGAUUCCCAAGCAAACCUAUGGUCUAUACCUUCGUCUUCGUCGCCUCGUCAGCAAGGCAACCAAAUAGUUCAGCCACCCGCGGACGCCCAGGCGCCAGCCCAGGCGCCAUUGUACAUUGAAGCGCAGGACACUGAUGCAGAAAUCCCGUCAACCAGUCAGGCACAGGGUGUUCAGUCUAGCCCUACCAAUGUCGAAACUCAAACUCAAGACACCCUUCCAGAUAUCAGUGAGUUCAUUGGGGACAGGAGAGGUUUGGACGCACAAACGCCUGACUGUGCCAACUAUUCCCCUACGAAAAGCGUGAAUGCUAUGCGAGAUGAUUCAAAUCCUCUCGAACAAGACGGGGACUUCGAUGUCGAAGACAGCGACUUUGGUUCGCCCAUUGCCAAUGAUACACAGUUCAAUGUUGCAGUAGACCAUCGUGUCUCUUCUCCACCGCCCUUGGUGUAUCUACACCAGACGGAAAGCACAGCGACUGCUGGUCUGUUGCUGAAUCACUCUCCGACGGCACUUCAUCAGUCCCAACCAGGUCCAGAAGGGGAUGUUCUGAAUCCCGCCCUAAUCGAAGUUACAGUACCUUUGCAGCAACCAUUGCCAGUUCCACGAUUAGUUGAGCAGUCUCCUGUUAGAAGCCCACCAAAAAGAGUGCCGGAUAGUGAAGAUGACUCUGACGAGAUGGUUCUGCCCAAACCGGCGACACUGCAUCGGUCAAGCACUCAUGUCUCGACGACAAAGAUACCGCUGAACGACAUUGGGCAGCAAUCAUCUUCACCAUCUCUGCCCUCGACAAAAGCUGGAACUCCAAAAUCAGUCCGCCCGGCGUCGCUGCCACAUCCGUCCCAGAUGUCGACUCAAGAAGCAACGCAGGGAUACUUUAACAUGUUUUCCUACACGCCAGAGGACGGCGAACAAGAAAGUGACGAGUCCAAGGUGGAAAAGAUCACGAUUAAGGAUUCCAGUUCGUGCCAUAUCCCCAUGAGCCAGCUGCCUCAAUAUACCGGCGAAAGCCAAUCACAAGUCAACAUCGAUCUGGGACUUGACAAAGUCUUCACUGAUGAAGAUGAGGAAGAUGAGGAAGAGGGCGAUCUAGACCUGGAUCCUCCUACACUUUGCCCACAACCUGACUGUGUCUUGACGGAAGACCAGCAACUUGCAACUCAGCCUCAACCACGAGGACGGGGCCAAAAAGCGAAGGGGAAGGCCAUAGAGCCCGAAGAUGACAUCGACCACGAUGAACUUGGCGUCUCCCAAACUCAGGCACUGAAUACCAUGGACUCUUCACAAUCGAUAUCGAUACCCUCGUCUCCCAACCCUCCCCGACUCGAGAGACAAUAUUCUCCCAUUCCCGGCUUCAACAAUGAGACCCAGUCGAAUUUUACGCAGAACGGACAUGUCACGGCUGCGUAUAUCCACCGAAAACACGAGGCGGGGGUUUUGCCCAAGUGGUUCAUUCCGCAGCCUUAUCAAGUGCCUGGGUAUACGAGAAGAAAAUAG